Molecule: messenger RNA, 684 nt
Organism: Brenthis ino (lesser marbled fritillary)
Lineage: Eukaryota; Metazoa; Arthropoda; Insecta; Lepidoptera; Nymphalidae
Source: the annotation of a GenBank genome assembly
AUGUUAAGUCAUAGUAAAGCAAAAAAAUUGCUUCAAAUUAUAUCACGCAGAAUUGGCACAACAUCUCGAAUAAGUGCAAGUCAUUAUGAUGUCCUAGGAGUGACGCCAAAAGCAACACAAAGUGAUAUUAAAUCUGCAUAUUAUAACUUAUCUAAAUUAUACCAUCCAGAUACUUCCAAGGAUGACGAAUCUGCAAAAAAAUUUAGAGCAAUUACAGAAGCCUAUAAAGUUUUAGGAAAUAUUAAACUAAAAAAAAUGUAUGAUAAAGGUCUACUUGUAGGCAGAGAGAAUACAAGCCGCAUGGAUUACAAGGCUGAUGAUGAGCCUACUGAUCCUGUUCUUAAAUUCUAUAAAUCACGUCAUACAAGAAAUGUUGUACCUACCAUGGAUGGAAAAACACCUAUUUAUGAUUUUGACACUUGGUCUAAAAAUCAUUAUGGCGAUUUAUUAAAGAAAUCUCAAUAUGAAAAAGAAUUUAUCCAAAAAAAGAGACAAAAAAUAUAUGAUGAGACGACAUCGGUCAACCAAGAGAUGGUGAUGUAUUUUAUGAUUUCAAUUUGUGCACUUUUUGCUGGAUUUCUUAUUUAUGGAAAGUCUGAUUAUGAUCAAAAUAUCAUUGAGAAACAAAAAGAUCCCAAUAUGUACUCAAAAAAUACCAAGAAGCCGGAGAAAGUAUCAAAUAGU